Messenger RNA from Aspergillus mulundensis, 3423 nucleotides. Its product is annotated as hybrid sensor histidine kinase/response regulator. The record is from RefSeq and is a predicted model, not a curated record. Gene Ontology annotation, molecular function: phosphorelay sensor kinase activity. Lineage: Eukaryota; Fungi; Ascomycota; Eurotiomycetes; Eurotiales; Aspergillaceae. Gene Ontology annotation, biological process: phosphorylation; phosphorelay signal transduction system. The coding region runs from base 1 to 3423 and encodes 1140 amino acids. The transcript has 7 exons.
AUGGAGGAAUAUCUCUCUCCAGCGCUUCGCCAGCCGCCAUUGCCUGACUCCGAGAAGAAGCGCCUCCGGGAACUGUCCAGGUUUGUCUCCUCCACCAACACACAGUACUAUUGUACGAUUCGUCAGCCAUUCGCGUUCCCUCAAGAUCCCGACGCAACACCGACCCCGGCCGACCCGGAGAAGGACGAGCCCGACCUCAAUGUCGUCCAUCUUUCGUCGGAUAUCACCCUGACUGCUCUGACGCAGCUCGGCGUCUAUCGAUUUGGGUGCAUGCGAUCGUACGUCUCGCUCAUUGACGGCCAGAACCAGCACAUCAUCUCCGAAGCGACCGCCUCGAUCUCCUUGCGGGACAGGAAGAAACACAAGCCCGACGAUGGAUUGUAUCUCGGAGUGACAACAUUGGAUUUGAUCUUUGGUGUCUGUCCUCAUGCCGUCAAGCUGUUUUCCGGGUUCGACGUGCCCCAUCUGCAGAACACAGCCAACGUCACCGCGAAUAAGAGCCGCUACAUCGUCCGCGAUUUCACCCUCGAGGAAUACUUCAAGGACCGACCUUAUGUGACGGAAUGGCCGUACUUUCGAUUCUACGCCGAAGUCCCGAUAUAUAGUCCGUCUGGUCACAUCUUGGGUAGUUACUGCGUUGUGGACAACAAGCCUCGCCAGGAUUUCAGCGAGGACGACGUGAUUGCCUUGCAGGAGAUUUCGGAUGCGAUUGCGCUCCAUCUCGAGAACAUCAGAACCGUCCACUACCAUCGCCGGUCGGAUCGCCUCGUCCGGGGGCUGACAACAUUUGUCAAAGACCGCCCUCACGAAAGGAAUCCGCUCGACGCUCCAGCAUCCCCAAGCGUCACGUCCGAACUGCCGCCGCCCGAACGGCUCGGUCUUGGUGAGCUGUCUUUGACGACUGACCCGACCGGUGGCACGUCACCGCUGUUUUCCAAUCAGGAUGGGGCGGAAAGUACCGAAGCGACGUCUUUAUCAGUGGCUCUGCAUGAGGCCAUGGAUUCACCGCCACUAAACAAGACCAUAGCUGAGAAUGGCUCGCCGCGAGACACGGGGUUCUUCCAAGCAAAGGAUAAUUUUACUCUCAGCACGAAAAGCACUCCUCUGUUCGCUGCAAAGGAUACUAUUCCGCUGUCGAAACGAAUUGCAAAUGUUUACGCUGCCGCCAGUGCGUUGAUAAGGGAGUCGAUGGACGUAGAUGGCGUUAUGUUUGUCGACGCCUCCCGGUGCAACUCCGGAAUUGUCCCGCAAAAAACAGAUAUAAUCGACUGGGAGCCGCUACCCAGGAACGCGGAUCCCCGGCCUAGAACCCAAUAUCCGAAUCGUUCAGUGCGCGAGGAGACCAUGUGCGACACCCUUGGCCUGACAUCGAACGAAAUCGGCCCCCUGAAUGGUAUACCUGAUUUUCUCCUACAAGAAUUGAUUGCUGCCCUUCCGCAGGGCGGUAUCUUACACCCAGAUGCCGAUUCAGACGAUCUCGAACUGCUCGAAACCCGACUUGCCAAAUCAUUCCCUCAAGCAAAGUCGCUACUCUUCAUCCCGCUCUGGGAUUGGAACAAGGGCCAGUGGCUCGCUGGAACGUUCGUGUGGACCAAGGACAGCGACCAGGAGCGGGCUCUCGGACUCGACGAAUUACACUAUUUCAAAGUUUUUGGAGACUCUAUCAUCUCGGAAAUCGCAAGACUCGAUUGGUCGCAGAAGGAAAAAUCCAAGUUCGACCUCAUAUCCUCCGUCAGUCAUGAGCUUCGCUCGCCGCUACAUGGAAUGCUGGCGAAUGCGGAACUGUUAUCAGCCUCUCUACUGCAGCCGGAACAACGCGACACCGUCCAGGCGCUGGAGACUUGCGGUAUUACUCUGUUGGAUACCAUGAAUCAUCUCCUCGACUUCGCGAAAAUCAACAACCUCGCCUCAAUCAACCAAACCGCCUCAUCCGUAACCAGCCUGGUCAGCACCUUUGAUCUCGACGUUUUGAUCGAGGAAGUGGUCAACAGUGUGUUUUCCGGAAUGCGUCAUGCUGCGGUAGCCUCAACGCCUACGUCCAGUCCCGGCUCUGACCCGGACACUGCCUAUAAACGGGAUCUGUCCGUUGUCCUUCGGUUCGAGAACCAGGGUCGGUGGAAGGUGACGUCCAUGACCGGCGCGUGGCGGAGAAUCGUGAUGAAUAUCCUCGGCAAUGCGCUCAAGUACACCAGCAAGGGAUUCGUUGAGGUCUCGGUAUCGCUCCUAGACCCGCCGGUGGAAUCAAACUCGGAUUCCGCCGUUGCGCACCUGCGCUUCGCUGACAGUGGCCGCGGAAUGUCGCAGGAGUUCUUGAGGAAUAAGCUGUUUUCGCCUUUUGCGCAAGAGGAUGCCUUGGCAGAAGGUGCUGGUCUUGGGUUGAGUAUUGUGAAACAGCUGGUUUCCUUCCUCAAGGGGUCGAUAGACGUGAAGAGCGAACCGGGUGUUGGCACUCAGGUCGAUAUCUUUAUUCCCGUUGAGCUCGUGCCAGAUGUGUCUGCUACCGGUGCAUUCGGGCCGGAACUCGACAUUGGCCAGCCGAAAACCACCUUUUCUCUCGUCGGCCUUGAUGCGUACCCUGAGCUUUCCGAAGCGCCUACUGGCACCCUGAGCCCCGAGGCAAAACGAAGAAUCUGCUUACAGGGUUUCUUCGCCCACCUGCUCGGGGACAAGCCCGACUGGAAGGUAUCGUCGGCCGCAUCGUUGGCCGACGCAGAUGGCGACAUUGCGAUUAUCAACGAAGCGGCGUUGAAACAACUUUACGAAGACGAGUCGUUGCGUCGUCGUGCCGAGAAGAAUCAGACCAGAUUUGUAUGCCUCUGCGACGGGGUACCUGCACUUAACACAAAUGGCCCCAGCGGCGCGCCGGUUGUCCGCUUAUACCAACCAUUAUCCCCUAGAAAGGUGCUGCAAGCCAUCAAAUCGGCCAUCGAGGCCAAACCCCAGCCUUUUGCAGCUGCCGACCAUCAACUCCCACCAGUCCCCAAACUCUCCCUCACUACCAACUUUGCGAACGACACCCCCGUCCCGGCCAGCGGCACAGACGCACCUGAGAAUAAGGUGCUCAUUGUAGAUGACAAUGAAAUCAACAUAAAGGUCCUCGCCAAAUUGAUGUCCAAACUUGGUUAUCAGCAUGCGACGGCGACCAACGGGCUUAUAGCCCUGAACAAAUACAAAGAGUCACCGGCCUCAUUCAGCAUGGUUCUCAUGGAUGUAUCCAUGCCAGUGAUGGACGGCAUAGAUGCCACGCGGCAUAUCCGGGCAUACGAACGCGAGAAGCGACUAACGCCCGUGAAAGUCUUUGCCGUAACAGGCAUUGGGUCGGCUGCGAUGCAGCAGGAAGCCCUGAUCGCAGGGGUCGACGAGUAUCUCGUCAAGCCGCUCUCCCUCGGCCAACUGGGGAAGCUGAUCAAGGUCCACUUAUAG